Messenger RNA from Bombus terrestris (buff-tailed bumblebee), 1234 nucleotides. RefSeq lists its product as uncharacterized. Lineage: Eukaryota; Metazoa; Arthropoda; Insecta; Hymenoptera; Apidae. The transcript is spliced from 2 exons. The record is from RefSeq and is a predicted model, not a curated record. Bases 18 to 599 code for a protein of 193 amino acids.
AAUAUGGCAAAGUAUAGAUGAAAAAUUUAACCACACUAUCGCGUUUGAGUAAAUCGAUCCUCGAGCCCGCGACCCCUAAGACCUGCUUCUGGCCGAUUCAAUAUAGCGAUUUCCCAAGGCCCGGUGCUCCACAACAAAAUCGAGGAGAGUACAAACAGCUGAAAGCGGAGGACAAUGAGGCCGACGCCGCGAGGAUCAAUCGAAAAGAAUCGAGGGCGCGCGGGAGGGUCGUCAAAGGAGGUCGUCGAAAUAAGCCUAGCGAAGCAGUCGGGGGAUCAUUAUAUGCACAAAAGAGGCAGUGUUCGGGGCCGGAAUUUUCCAAGAGUCGAUUCGCAAAGAAGAAACGCUACGGUUGCAGAAAACCUCCCCUCUUCCCACUACUCUUACAGAAGAAGAAUCUUCGGUUUCUCUUCGCUGGUGUAGGCUUCAGGGAAGAAAUCAGAAGGACUAUGACGAAUCGAUCGAGGGAAAGAGAGACGGAACCAGCACUCGUCCGUCCACCAGCUCUCGCGGAUUUCAAUCGGCUCCGCGAGCGGACCAGGAGACGUCGAAACGAUUUGCUAUUCUUGCUACACCUUCGUACAGCGUGUGGUCAUUAAGGGAAGAGAAAGGGUCAUUAAGCGAGGGGUAAUGAAUGCAGAACAGAAGGAUUGAUUCCUGGUGGCGGAAGGGCGACUAACGCGCCUUGGUCAGAAAUUGUCCUCUCACUUCCGCCGCCACGGCUAGUUUGCUCGCGCCACGGGAAGGAUCCACGUUAAGCCCACGCCAGCUGGACGGUAAUGACGACGACAUUAGGGGAUCACCGGGUUUAUUAGACGCCGUACCACAAGCCUGUACGAGUAAAUUGAAUAAUUUUUGCCCCCGAGCUCUCUGCACGUGCGGAUCUGCGCUCUAUGCCUUUAGAAUUUUGAUAAAGUGGAUGGAUACUAUGUUUAAUGAAAUUAUUUAAAAUAUUCGCCUCUGUUAUUUAAUAUAUAAAACUUUCUUUCUUCAAUUUGAUUCUCAAUUUGAUUUCAAUUUCAUUCAAAAUUUUUAAUGACGAAAUAUUCAACGUUACUUUACUCAAAAAUUAACAUCAAAUUUUUGUCGCGUUUCAACAGACCUUCGUUCUUUAUACAAGAUCGUUAAUGAAUGGUCCAAUAAUUUUCACAUAAAUUGUCGAUACAUCAGAACAAAUUUCUCUCAGGUUUUCAUUACUUUAACUCUGUUUAUGAAAGUAUGAGUUUGCACAAAU